Molecule: messenger RNA, 381 nt
Organism: Gamsiella multidivaricata
Lineage: Eukaryota; Fungi; Mortierellomycota; Mortierellomycetes; Mortierellales; Mortierellaceae
Product: Prefoldin
Exons: 3
Coding region: 1-381 (126 amino acids)
Biological process (GO): protein folding
Cellular component (GO): prefoldin complex; cytoplasm
Molecular function (GO): protein folding chaperone
Source: RefSeq, a predicted model, not a curated record
AUGUCAAGCAGUGCCAGCAGUAGCAGCGCGGGAGCAUCGAGCAAGCAGCCUCGCCCGAGUGAUCAGGAACUGACUCAGACCUACAACACCAUGAAGUCUGAGCUCAACCAGCUGGCGCAGAAGAUCGGCGAACUUGAGACUGAAUCGGAUGAACACACUCUCGUCGUCGACACGAUCUCGCCUCUGGACCCCGAGAGGAAGUGCUUCCGUUUGGUUGGAGGAGUACUCGUAGAACGUACCGUCAAGGAGGUCUUGCCAGCAUUGAAGACCAACCAGGAAGGCAUCAAGAAUGUUACGAUGCAGCUGGUGCAAAAGUACAAGAGCAAGGAGGACGAGUUCAUGGCAUUUCAGAAGAAGUACAACAUUCAAGUCAAGCAAUAA